This is a messenger RNA of Pungitius pungitius (ninespine stickleback), 1082 nucleotides long. It is a transcript of the gene srr, whose product is annotated as serine racemase. Lineage: Eukaryota; Metazoa; Chordata; Actinopteri; Perciformes; Gasterosteidae. Bases 63 to 1034 code for a protein of 323 amino acids. The record is from RefSeq and is a predicted model, not a curated record. The transcript has 7 exons. Gene Ontology annotation, molecular function: threonine deaminase activity; L-serine ammonia-lyase activity. Gene Ontology annotation, biological process: L-serine catabolic process; L-threonine catabolic process.
CCGGAGGAACCAAAAAAAGGUAACACUGUAAACGUCACGGAUAAAUCCAAACAAGUCAGACGAUGGGUGAAGUGUCAGCAGACUCCGUCACCCUGGACCUGCUGAGAGAAGCCUGGGAGACGGUGAGAAGCAGCCCCCUGGGUGUCAUCAACACACCCAUGAUCCCCUGGUGCCAGACCACCCUGCCUCUUCACCUCCGCUGCAACAUCCACAUCAAACUGGAGAACAUGCAGAGAACUGGGUCAUUUAAGAUCAGAGGAGUGGCCAACCAGUUUUCCAGGAGACCUAAGGGGGGUCAUUUUGUCACCAUGUCGGCCGGGAACUAUGGGAAAUCUUUUGCGUACGCCUCUAAACACUACGGAUCAAAGGGCAAGGUGGUGAUGCCCGAAACGGCCCCUGUAUCCAGAUCCAUCCUGAUACAGAGUUUUGGGGUGGAGGUAGAACAGGUUCCCACAUCCUGUCUGAUGAGCGUGGUGAACCGCUGCGUUCGGGAAGAAGCCAUGACCUUCCUGCACUCUUACGAUGACCUGGAUCUGAUAGCAGGACACGCAAGUCUGGGUUUAGAGGUGCUGGAGGUGAUUCCCAAGCCAGAUGUGGUGGUGGUGUGCUGUGGUGGUGGGGGUCUGCUGGCCGGUGUAGCCGCUGCAAUCAAAUUGUCAGGCUGUGGUGAGACCAGAAUCUAUGGUGUGGAACCAGAUGGAGCCUGCACCAUGUACAGGAGUUUCAUUGAGAAGAAGCCAGUUGGCAUGGAGACCAAGAGCAUCGCCACAGGACUCGCACCACCUUUUGCAGGAACACUGCCCUUCGAGUUGUGUCAGCGUUACGUGGAGGGGAUUGUCCUCAUAAAUGAUGAAGAGAUCAAGGCGGCUGUGUCCACCUUGUACAGGUCCGGCCUUGUGGUGGAGCCGUCGGGCUGCGCUGCGUUUGCUGCCAUCGUAAACGACAAGAUACCCGAGCUGGAGGGGAAGACCGUGGUGUGCAUCCUUAGCGGAGGGAACAUCGGAAAGGACGAACUUGUUAACUUCCCAGGAUGACCAAUGUACAGUAACGUAAUGUGACUUUUGUUAACACAUUGUGGGAAA